UACUUGUUUGGGAUAGGCGGUGACUCCGAUGGACCGAUGCUCCCGUUUUCUUUUCGUUUAUUUUUUUUUAAUUUUUUUUCCUGUGAAUUUUUAACUUACUUUUUGGAAGAGCAAAAGGCAGCAGAUCAAAGCUGAUGAUGGUCACCGAACUGGAUAUGCAGAGGGAGAGGUCAUCAAAAGCACAGGCACAGCCUCAGCAUAGAGUAUUUAGGGGGGCCGAAGAAUUCGAAUCGAAUAUACUGCACUCAGUAGUAGCACUGGGGUUAUGGCUGGGGGCCAUCCAUUUUAACGUUGCUUUGCUCCUCGUCUCCCUCUUCUUCCUACCUCUUUCUAAAGCACUUUUGGUUUUAGGAUUGCUUGCAAUUCUUAUGGUCAUUCCCAUUGAUGAGAAAAGCAGAUUGGGACGGCGAGUGUCUAGGUAUAUAUGUAAGCAUGUUUGCAAUUACUUCCCAGUUACUCUGCACGUAGAGGAUCUACAGGCCUUCCAUUCUGAUCGUCCUUAUGUCUUUGGUUAUGAACCGCAUUCAGUUUUGCCAAUUGGCGUUGUUGCACUUGCUGACCUCACAGGUUUCAUGCCACUCCCAAAGAUAAAGGUCCUCGCAAGUAGUGCUGUUUUCUACACACCUUUUUUGAGGCACAUAUGGACAUGGUUGGGUCUUACUUCGGCGGCAAAGAAAAAUUUUGUCUCCCUCUUAGAUGCUGGUUAUAGUUGCAUCAUAGUGCCAGGAGGAGUACAAGAGACCUUUCUUAUGGAGCAUGGUUCUGAGAUUGCCUUCCUCAAGUCGAGAAGAGGAUUUGUUCGCAUAGCCAUGGAGAUGGGGCACCCUCUGGUUCCUGUGUUCUGCUUUGGUCAGUCACGCGCCUAUAAAUGGUGGAAACCAGGUGGGAAGUUCUUCCUGAAAUUUUCUAGGGCCAUCAAGUUCACCCCAAUUUACUUCUGGGGAAUUUUGGGAUCUCCUUUACCCUUCAGACAUCCAAUGCAUGUGGUGGUGGGUAGACCAAUUGAGCUCAAGAAAAAUCCACAGCCCACCAUGGAAGAGUUUAUUUUUGCUUUUCAGGUCAUUGAAGUUCACAGUCAGUUUGUUGAAGCGCUUCAAGAUCUCUUUGAAAGGCACAAAGCACAGGCUGGCUAUGCUGACCUUCAGCUGAAAAUUCUUUGAUUAGAUCCUAUUCCGAAAAGGAGGGGAUCCUAUUCUGAAAAAUAAGAUGUCUUAGAAUCAUGAACAUGAUCUCAACUUUUCAGGGUGGUAGCUUAUUUAUCUGAAUACAAUGAGAGUAUUUGUGUCCA
Juglans microcarpa x Juglans regia is the source of this 1288-nucleotide messenger RNA. Its product is annotated as diacylglycerol O-acyltransferase 2D. NCBI's taxonomy places the organism in Eukaryota, Viridiplantae, Streptophyta, Magnoliopsida, Fagales, Juglandaceae. Gene Ontology annotation, biological process: triglyceride biosynthetic process. The transcript has 9 exons. The record is from RefSeq and is a predicted model, not a curated record. Gene Ontology annotation, molecular function: diacylglycerol O-acyltransferase activity. The coding region runs from base 135 to 1160 and encodes 341 amino acids. Gene Ontology annotation, cellular component: endoplasmic reticulum membrane.